CGGCUCGGCCGGGUGGCCGGGAAGACCAAAUACACGCUGAUCGAUGAGCAGGACAUCCCGCUGGUGGAAAGCUACUCCUUUGAGGCCCGAAUGGAAGUGGAUGCAGAUGGAAAUGGUGCUAAGAUAUUUGCCUAUGCCUUUGACAAGAACCGAGGAAGGGGCUCUGGGAGACUCCUUCAUGAACUGCUGUGGGAGCGGCACCGGGGUGGCGUGGCCCCGGGCUUCCAGGUGGUGCACCUCAACGCUGUGACUGUGGACAAUCGCCUGGACAACCUGCAGCUGGUGCCGUGGGGCUGGCGGCCCAAGGCUGAAGAGACCUCCAGCAAACAGAGGUGGGUCUUCUCAGGGCCCGGUGAUGCCGGCAGAGGUGCCUUUUGAGGAGGGCCACCUCCAAAGCUCUUGUUUCCAAGAGGGUCUCGUGUUCCUCCUCUGAGCCCUGAUGCUUCUGUGUGUUUUGGGACGUUCAUUGUUUUUCCCCAAAGUGUGGAAUCCUUCUUUUCUUCAUGGGAGCGGGAAGGAUCUAGGUAUGUGUUUUUGCAUUGCUCUUCUGAUAACUGGCUCUGGGAACCUCCCUUUAGCUGACAUGACAAAGUGGGGAGAAGGGCUGCCUGCUCCAGGGCAGGGCCAGCGCUGGGACUCAGUGUGAGCAGGGCUUCUGCCCCACACCCCGGGAGGCAUCAGCCGCCUUUCCUCACCUCAGGAUUCCUCCCUUCUCUCCUCAUCUCAGGAUUUCUCCCUUCUCCCCUCACCCCAGGAUUCCUUCCUUCUCUGCUUACCUCAGGAUUUCUUCCUUCUUUCUUCACUUCAGGAUUCCUUUCUGUGCACACAGAUGAGUCUUUUUGUUGUGUUGUUUUGCUAAACAGUUUUCCUUAAGCAAAGGUUUAAAGCAGAAUGUGUGGUUCAGGGCUCAGCCCUUGGCCCCCCACUUGCCUGUGAUCCUGAAAGCAGUGCUUUGCAUGGGCUUCCCACGUGGGAAGGCAGUUCCUGUUGGCCCUAGAACCAGCCAGGCUGUGAACUUCACGGAGCCCUUGGGAAGAGCCGAGGGACCAGCAGGAUGGGGGUUGGGAACCCAGUUGAGCCAGGGAGUCCCCAGCCACACACGCUUCGCUGACAUGUUCCCCGGUCGCCCUGGGGCUUCUGGGCAUGUCCUCAAGCCUCUGGGCAGCCUUUCCUGGUGCAAGCAGUGCCAACUGCCCUAGCAGAUGGUUGUCAGCAACGCUGGUAAGGUUUAGUGUUUUGGGGCUUGGUGAUGGUUGGUGGCUGUGGGUAGAAUAUUUGCAGUUGUCACCUCAGGGUCAUGCUAGAGCCCCGUGCAGCCGAGGUGGAACAGUGGGAGCACCUGAGACACUGGUUGGUGAUGUGGGGACAGUCCCCAGGUCUCCAAAAUGCCACCCCCAAACUGCUGUUCCUGCCACCCUGGAGGGAGUCCUGCAAGUCCCCCCAUCCCCUCCUCACUGGGCCUCUCAGGGUGAAGGCAGAGCCUGCAGUGUCUUUCAUUCUUGUUGGGCUAGUGGUUUUGUUCCCUGCUCUGUUUAUUUCAUGUAAUUAAUUAAUUUUACAGAUGGGUCUCACUGUGUUGCCCAGGCUGGCCUCAAACUCCUGGCUUCAGGGAAUUCUCCUG
Messenger RNA from Piliocolobus tephrosceles (Ugandan red Colobus), 1621 nucleotides. Its product is annotated as zinc finger MYND domain-containing protein 19-like. The transcript is spliced from 4 exons. Gene Ontology annotation, cellular component: synapse; membrane; cytoplasm. The annotation marks the transcript as partial. NCBI's taxonomy places the organism in Eukaryota, Metazoa, Chordata, Mammalia, Primates, Cercopithecidae. The record is from RefSeq and is a predicted model, not a curated record.